CUCAACAAACAACCAAAUUGUUACAAUCUUCUCGUUCAGCAUAUCGAGUUUUCAGUCGAGGUAAAAAAAGAUAAGAUUAGUGUAACUUACUCUUCUUGAAACUGUGUGGGUCUGCAACGAAACUGAAAACAACAACAACUCACUAACAGGUAAAUUUAUUUAAAUUUGUAGUUAUACAGUCAUGAAACGCCCCAAAAUGCACGUGCCAAUAGAGUAAUUUUGAGGUCGUUUGUCUGUGCGACCAGGGGGGUAAAACGAAAUCGUGACUAUUCGUACUAGAUAGCUGUGAGUACGGUCAUACCGUACUUGUUGACUUCAAAGACUGUGGAAGCUGGAAUAUCAAUCUCCUUUUCACGUAGUUGGAAAAUGAAGCAUUGGAUGUGGAUUUACGUAGUUUCUUAUUUGUGGUUAGGAGGCUGGCAUGUCGAGCACGUGGCUUCGAACAGUAGGCCACGUGAAAGAAGGUUACAGUCGCAUUAUUCCAGUCACACCACCGACUCGACGAGUGAUCGCCCAACUACGACGCAGGGGCACUCAGAAGACCAUUUGUUAAACGAACCAGAGUCCGAACUCCCAAGACACGUGCAACUAGAGCCAGCGUCUUCAUACCAGCAGUUUUAUCGUGACGUCUACGGCACAGAAGAAGGGGUGAAUCGUCUGAAAAAAAAAUAUGGACCCACUGGACUCCAGCGAGCCAAAAUUGACCACGGUAUUCGCCAACAUAUAGAAGAUAUUCGCCGAGCCAAUGAACAUUUCCUCCAGAUCAGACAGACGGCAAUGUGCCACACACCACGCCCUCUGGUGGUACAUAUCGAGGACUACUAUCCGGAUCCCAGUAAGAAAUACCUUCCGAGGUGUACAAUUUUACACAGGUGUACAGAAGACAGCGGGUGUUGUGAUAAUGAAAGAAUGAAAUGUGGUCCCAGAUCUGUCCAAGAGAUUGCUCUUUAUUUCUAUACUCUUCGUAUUGGGAAACAAGGCACAUACGUUGGUUCAAGUGACGCCGUGGACAAACUCCUUUUUGUAAAUCAUACCGAAUGUGAAUGUCAACCUAUCAACAACCAGCCACGAAUACAAGAGGAAUCGGAUCCGAAUUUGGAUCAGGAUCUAGAAACUAGCACUGAUCCGGAACAACAUCCAGUAUUGGAUAACCCCUUACGUCAUCCGCCUAGCCAGGAAGACUCAAAAUGUCGUGAGUGUCCACUGCCAUUUUAUAGAAGAGAAUACCCGGAUGGACGAUGUAGCUGUGAUUGCUUCGAUCAUCAGAAACCAUGUCUACGAAUAAAGAGAGGGCGAUCUGUAAUGUCGGAGGUUGAAAGAAGGUGCGUCCAAACUGGUCAGUGUCACGUUCCCGAUUGUGUGUAUGGUCAUUUUAACUCUUCAACAGGAGAAUGCCCCAAACGACCCUGGAACCAUAAGAGAAGAAACGAUGGCCGUAAAGACGAUAAUAAAAAACGUCAUCCCUACCACAGAUGGUCUUUCUACGAACGAGACUAACUGUAGAAAAUACGAAAAAACACUUACCUAGUCGUUAUAUUAUACACAUCUGGAGAUCCUCGUUUGAAGCAUUGGCCGCUAGAGGAAUUCCUCCAUUGUAGGGCCAGACUAUCGAUUUCCGCCCAAAGGGGGGCACAUUUCGGCUCAUUGAAAAAAAUGAAAAUAUUAUAGUUAUAAAAAGGAAAGGAAGAUUUACAACUUUAAAGUUGUUUUGUUGUUUUUUUUAACUAAAAAGAAAAAAAUCACCACUUUAGAACGUCAUUUGGGCGUGUAAUCAUGAUAUGAUUAUUAAUCGUUUUUGUUUUGUUUUUCACUUGCUUGGUUGCAAGUAACGUCUUCUGUAACGUAAAGCAGUCUCUCCGUAUCCUAAUCUAUUAACAGUUCAUUAUUUUGCGUUUAUACAAAAUCUUAUUUGUUCAAUUUAUGUAUCAGUGCUUAGGAAUUUGUUAGUAUUCUAAAAUAAAUGUGACAAAGCUUUUAUGCUGCAUUGCUUUGUUUUGGUCGAAUUGACAACAUCUUUAGGAAUAUAGGGUUGUUUACAGUGAACUAGAAACGAAACUGGUAAUGUGUGAACGGCCACUCUCGUCAAUGAUGGAAGUUUAAAAUGCUUGGAAAACAGUUAGCAAGAUUUGACUAUGUGUUUGGAUUUGUUUAUAUUAAUUGAGUUUUAAGAUAUUUUUGUGUGCAUUUCUGUCAGGUUCAGUAAAUGCUCUUUAUAUUCAAGA
Messenger RNA from Limulus polyphemus (Atlantic horseshoe crab), 2222 nucleotides. RefSeq lists its product as uncharacterized. The record is from RefSeq and is a predicted model, not a curated record. Gene Ontology annotation, cellular component: membrane. The transcript is spliced from 6 exons. Gene Ontology annotation, molecular function: growth factor activity. The coding region runs from base 367 to 1497 and encodes 376 amino acids. Lineage: Eukaryota; Metazoa; Arthropoda; Merostomata; Xiphosura; Limulidae. Gene Ontology annotation, biological process: hemocyte migration.